Molecule: messenger RNA, 2784 nt
Organism: Pongo pygmaeus (Bornean orangutan)
Lineage: Eukaryota; Metazoa; Chordata; Mammalia; Primates; Hominidae
Gene: PLEKHG7
Product: pleckstrin homology and RhoGEF domain containing G7
Exons: 17
Coding region: 308-2383 (691 amino acids)
Biological process (GO): Rho protein signal transduction
Molecular function (GO): guanyl-nucleotide exchange factor activity
Source: RefSeq, a predicted model, not a curated record
ACUCAGCCGGGAGGGUGCAUUGUUAACAGGUGUGGAACUCGUUGCUCCGAGCCCUCCCCCUGGCAGCUCACUCUGGAUCUGCAGGCUCUGAGGAGCCUCAGGACCCACCUUGGUGCAGUUGCCUUCAGGGACAGACCAUCUUACAGAUGCAACAACCUGCUUGACAUUCUCCUCUGGAAAAGGAAAAGAACUACUAGAGGAAGCGUGGCACUUGGAUGCAGAAAUUGAGCACCCUCCAUGUGAUCCAGAGAACAGCAACUCAUACGUCUUCCGGAACCUUCUACCAACGGUAGAACCUCUUAGCUUUAUGGAGAAAACAGAGUCAUUCUGUCCAGAGGUGCCACCCCGAGACUGCGGAGCCUCUCCUCGGCCCCCGCUGAGGAGCCUGCCAAAGCACCAGGGUAGUCUCCUCCAGUUUGACCGGCAAGCCCCAGGCCGCAUCUCCACCUCGCCCACUUUGAGGAGAUUAAGGACCCGUGGCUGUGGGACAAGGCAGGAUGCCUUGCAGGUGCCCACCUGGGGAAGCUGGGGAGAGCCUGUGGGCUUCCCAUGUUACCUUUCCAAGAGCCUGCCAGGAAGCCCAAAGGAUUCUUCACACUUGCUGUCACCCUUGAGACUCCACUCAAGAUUGACCUCUGAACCUGAAAGGGCCCUGAAUGCAGCUGACCCACUGGAGCCCCAAACCCGGCCCACUGACAAGUAUCUCCCUCCUGAGCUUCAGCCUGUCAGUGAAGGGUCCCUUCACCAGGCCUCUCUUCUGCAGCAAGAAGGCCACUUCCUGCCCAGCCCCACCCCACGACGCGCUAGUCCUCAGGGAGAAGAAUUGCACCCAUCCAGGUUCUACGAGCACAGGCGGAGUUCUGUGGUGCUGAACUUACCUGGUCUUGAGGUGUUCCCCGGGGACCUUCUGGUGUCAGAUGGAGCUGCUGAUUACCUAUGCCAUCCACUUCUGCUGCUGAAUUCAGAAUCCAAAAAGCCAAGAUGGCCUUUCUCCAAAAGAGGAGUGGGCAAAGACAAACACAAGCACAUAUCCGAUCUGGAAAACUGCCUGUCCUCUGUGAAAAUUACCAACUUCAGGGGCUAUGACUUCUACGGUCUUAAGGAUAAGACCUGGGAUGAAGUCUUGGAAACACAUCACAAACUCCCGACCGAUCAAUUAGACUUGAAAAAGCAGCAAGAGGCCGUGUGGGAACUUUUCACAAGUGAAUGCACCUAUUUUUUGGAUCAUUUAUUAGUUCUUAAGAUGAUCUUUAUGAAUACACUAAAAUAUCUGCAAACUCAUGAAUAUCUCCUAGAUGUGGAUUUAUGGAGACUUUUUGCAAACCUGGAGGAGUUAACUCAGACAAGCCUUGGUUUUGUGAACAGUCUCUUUGGCAUCAUCAAGGACUAUGUAGACGCUUCCGAGAUUUCUUCAUCACUGGAUUUUAUUUCCGUGCUCACAAAGUAUUUCCGAGGAAGUCUCUGUCAGAGCCACCAGACCUACUGCCUGAACUAUUCAGCUGCUAUCUUUUAUCUUGAGAGCCUGAGGCAGAGAGAUGACUUUGGAAUUUAUUUAAAAUGGUGUGAGCAGAAUGAACAAUGCAGACGGCUCCACCUGCCUGAGCUGCUAGUGGCCCCACUUCAGAGGCUCACUCGAUAUCCGUUGUUGCUGAAGAAUAUCUGGAAAAGGAGCAUGGACUCUGCUGAGAAAAUCAUGAUCUAUUCCAUCAAGGAAAAGGUGGAAAAGUCCAUCCGGGACCUUGAAGGAAAAGUGAAGUGGCUGGACAAUUUCCAAAAAUUUAGAUAUCUACAGGAGAUUAUAGUGUGGCCACCGCUUUGGGAUAGAGAUAAAAGGUUUUUCAUUCCAGAGUGUUUGAAACACAUUUUUAAAGAACACACGGCAGAAAACAUCUUGUCACCAACCAACAGACACCUUCUCUAUGAAGGAAAAUUAACUCUUGCAGAAAGCACAAGAUUCCUAGAUGUUUAUCUGUUUCUCUUCAAUGAUUUCCUCUUAGUUACGAAAACUAAGCGCAACAAAAAGAAACUUGGAGGCUCAGACCCUGGUUUAAUGUGUCCUUCUCUUACUCCUGAGUUGCAAGCAGUAAUAAAAGAGGGUGGUUCAUGUACAGUACUCGAUCAGCCUAUUCCACUAGAUAGAUUGGCAGUCAAAAGUAUUGAACCACUCCAUGUGUCAGUCUUUGGGCUGAGAAAUGCUUUUCUUAUACAACACGAAAACAGAUAUCGACAGUGUAUAGCAGCAUUCUUAUUACAAGCCCAAACGGAAAACAUCAAAAAAACAUGGAUGGCACAAAUAACAACUGCAAUUUCUUGCUUUACCAAGAGUCAGGAAACCAAGAAAAUAUCUUUAUUCACAUUGCCCACAGAAUCCUCUGAAAUUUAGGGACCUAAAACAAGUGGCAUGCCUUUUUAGAAAAUUAGGGUUUAAGGUAUUAUUUCAUUCAAACUUUUGUAACACUUAGCUAGUGAUAAGCUACAAGGAAAUUUGCAUUUUAAAGAAGUUUCAGAAUUUGAAAAUUUGAGCUAGGAAAAUCCUCAGUAUAGAGGAAUAAUGACUGCAACAAAUUUGAACUCUGAGGAAUCUCUUGACAAAUAUAUACUGACAUCCAGAUUACCUUCUAAUGCUUCCGUCAGGUUUGUAAGAGGGGUGAGUGAAGAAAGGUGCUAAUUUGUAAAGGGUGAAUGAUCAGAUAAAUGGAGUAUCAGAAGGAAAACAAUGUCCACUGCUUAUGUCCAAUAUGAACUCCAGCAUCUUACUCUGUAUCUAUAAAAUAAUGAAACCAA